This is a messenger RNA of Microthlaspi erraticum, 1035 nucleotides long. The record is from the annotation of a GenBank genome assembly. Lineage: Eukaryota; Viridiplantae; Streptophyta; Magnoliopsida; Brassicales; Brassicaceae.
AUGGAGUUUACGGAUUUCUCGAAGACGAGUUUUUAUCACCCGUCGUCGCAAAGCCUUUGGGAUUUCGGAGAUUUCGCGGCGGCGGAGAGGAAUUCGUUAGGUUUUAUGGAGCUAUUAGGUUCUCAGCACCAUCAUCAUCAUCAUCAGCUUCAGGACUUUACUACUGUUUCUCCACAUUCCUUUCUUCUCGAAACGCCUCAACCGCAACCGUCGGCAAAAUUUUCUUCUUCCGUUUCAGCUAUCCUUCAAGCUCCACCGUCAAACGCGACGUCAAAGGUGGAAUCUUUGUGCUCGGAUCCGUUGCUGAUAAACCCACCGGCGACACCUAACUCGUCGUCGAUUUCGUCGGCGUCAAGCGAGGCCUUAAAUGAAGAGAAAGCGAAACGAAAAGACGACGAAGACGAAGAAGAAGAUGAGGAACACGAACAGAAGAAGACUGAUACUCAAGCUAAUAACCAAUUAAAGCCAAAGAAGAAUAACCAGAAGAGACAGAGAGAGGCAAGAGUAGCAUUCAUGACAAAGAGUGAGGUUGAUCAUCUCGAAGAUGGUUAUCGUUGGAGAAAAUACGGUCAAAAAGCUGUCAAAAACAGUCCUUUUCCCAGGAGUUACUACCGUUGCACAACAGCUUCAUGUAACGUGAAGAAGAGAGUAGAGAGAUCAUUCAGAGAUCCGAGCACUGUGGUUACAACUUACGAAGGUCAACACACGCACAUUAGUCCACUCACGGCUCGUCCGAUUUCCACUGGAGGCUACUUCGGAUCAUCAGGAGUUGCUUCCAAUCUCGGGAACUUGGGAUUUCCAAUGGAGAACUCGGCACUGAUCUCACCUCAAUUCCAACAGCUUGUCCACUACCACCAACAACAGCAACAACAGGAACUGUCGUCUUGUUUUGGAGGGGUUAGUGAGUACCGUACUAGCCACGUAAAUGGAUAUGGUGAUGGUGAUGAUGGUCGUGUAAAGAAGAGUCGAGGUUUGGUUAAAGAUAAUGGACUUCUUCAAGAUGUUGUUCCAUCUCAUAUGUUGAAAGAAGAGUAG